AUGGACCGCUCCAAGAAACCCUCUGCAAUCGGUGUGGGUGCCUCUCUCCCACAGCCUUCCGUCUCCGUCCAGGAUGGCAUUAUCGAGGCCAGCCUGCCCUCCGGCGAGUCCGUCACAGUCUACCUGUACGGUGCCACGGUCACCUCAUGGAAGGCGAACGGUGAGGAACAACUAUUUUUGAGCAAGACAGCCCAUUUGGAUGGCUCCAAGCCGAUUCGCGGUGGUAUUCCGCUCGUUUUCCCGGUCUUCGGCCCCCCUCCUCAGAACCACGCCACUUCGUCCCUCCCCCAGCAUGGCUUCGCUCGCAACUCGACUUGGGAGUUCCUCGGAAAGUCCUCCUCGGAAGCCGGCAAGGGAGAUCUGGCCGUCAAGUUGGAUUUCGGUCUAUCCCACACCAUGUUGAGCGAGGAGUUCCGGAAGGCAUGGCCGUACGAGUUUGGACUGGUGUACAGCGUCACUUUGACCAAGGAUGCGCUCCGGACCUCCCUCCAGGUUACAAACGAGGGCAAGGAGAACUUUGAGUUCCAGGUUCUGAUGCACACCUACCUGGCCGUGGAGGACAUCUCCAAUAUUCGCGUCAAGAACCUUGAAUCCAAGACCUACAUCGACAAGACCCGCAACGCAAGCACCCACACCGAAUCCUCUCCUGCCCUGGCCAUCACGGAAGAAACCGAUCGCGUUUACCAAGGUCUAGACCCCGCCAAGCCGAUCGUUGUCUCCUCCGCCUCGGGCGAUCAGCCUCUCUUCUCCAUCACCCGGGAAGCUCUCGGCGAUAUCGUUGUUUGGAACCCUUGGAUUGAGAAGGCCAAGGGCAUGUCCGACUUUGGCCCCGAUGAUGCAUACAAGAACAUGAUCUGUGUUGAGGCUGGCUCUGUUUCUGCUUGGCAGACCCUUGAGGCAGGUGACUCGUGGGAGGGUGGUCAGAGUAUCAAGUCUCGCCUGUGA
Molecule: messenger RNA, 945 nt
Organism: Penicillium brasilianum
Lineage: Eukaryota; Fungi; Ascomycota; Eurotiomycetes; Eurotiales; Aspergillaceae
Source: the annotation of a GenBank genome assembly